GAAAAGGCUAAUGCUAAACCUAGAGCUACGCAAUCAGGUGUACAGUUACCUACUCGAGGACCUUCAAACUAGUCUAAACGUCAUCGACUACUAUGAAGUCACAACAUCCAAGAGAGAUCGUCUUUUAAAUUUUCUUGCUCUUACUCGCGUCUCCCGCCAAAUUCGUGGCGAGCUCCUGCCCCUACUUGUAGAGUCCCAAGUAAUCCGCGUCCAUCUUCGCCAUGUUCCUGCAUUCUCAAACUCGAUACUCUGUCACCAUAUCUUCGAUUUGGGCAUUUCAAUCGAGAUACCCUUGAAGAUAGACAUUAUACUGGAUAUGUUCCCGAAUUCAGUCACAAAAAUGGACGCGGAUAUGGCUUCUCUCCUGAGGCUCGUUGUGACUCGACCGAAGCUGCAUUUGGCGUUUACGACUACCUUGAGGGGCAGAUGGCGGGACAAAAAGAUUCCCGGGGCAUCAGAGAACAGGGUCCAGGAACUUAAUCGCAUCUUCUCCCUUGAGCACCGAGACGCCUGGAAGUCUGCCCUUGAUUCAUCGAUAGCACGUGUCGAGCUCUCUGAAGUGUCAGAAGGAGAAUUUCUGGGAGAGUUUGACCUUUGCUUGCGGGAGGGGUCUGAGGUACCACCUCUGCAUGACCUUGGGUUUCGUGUUCAGAGUCUAGAUGCAGAGGGGCGGGUGCCACGGGGAAACGGACCAUUCUUGGACCGAAAUUGGAUUCGGGUGGUCAUUUAGACGGAGUGGUAAUGUGAGGCCUGUCUUCAUCGGUACGAAGAAAUCUUCUUCAGAUUCAGUCAGUACUGGGCCAGACAUGCUUGCCUUCCCAACUUUGUGUGGUUAGCACUAAUUACUGGGAAUGCGAAUAGGAAG
This is a messenger RNA of Cucurbitaria berberidis CBS 394.84, 865 nucleotides long. RefSeq lists its product as uncharacterized. The record is from RefSeq and is a predicted model, not a curated record. NCBI's taxonomy places the organism in Eukaryota, Fungi, Ascomycota, Dothideomycetes, Pleosporales, Cucurbitariaceae. The transcript has a single exon. Bases 11 to 730 code for a protein of 239 amino acids.